CAGCCUCCUAGGUGACAUUUUUCCGAACCUUGAACGGAUCGGGGGUUUCGCGUGAUCACGGGAGAAGCUCACGUGAUAUAGACACACAUCAUCAACAGACUGCCCGUGCUCUAAGCACUGCUGUCCUCUUCGCCGCCCUCGUGGUAGGCCCGUCCAUUCUCGACAGCUCUUCAACAGGAGACAUGGAGAAGGGGUCCAUUCUGAGUGUCGGUUGUGCCCUGGUUCCAGUGCCGUUGCUUUCCAUCCGAGUGUCUACGAUCGGUCUCGACCUCCAGCGACAGCGACAACGACGAUCGAAAUGGCGACGUAUCUCCGCCACGUCUGCGCAACACCGAAUGAAACGUCGGUCCCGGGGGCCAAGAAGUCCUCCCGGGUUUUGAUUCUUUUUCGAUCCGCCUGUACUGUGGGGGUCGUGCUCGAUCAAGUGCGGAUGACCUAGCUCCUCCUGUCUCGCGUGCGCCGACGGCAUCUCCUAUCUAGUCCAUCUCUCUUCCUCCCCCUCCCUUUUCUCUUGAUUACCCAUCCCCUUCGCCAGGCUUCUCGCCACCUUUCCCCGCCCCCACACCCACUAUCUGGAUGUCGGAUACAUGGUACUCUAGUAGCUCGACGCUGACAACGACGCCGCCGGCACGCUCUUCACCGGCUCUCUAUCCCCCCGCGUCAGCUCUGGGUCUCGGCCUGGGCCGCAGAUCGCAGCUGUCGAAGGAGACGACAAGGCUGACCUGCGGCGCCCCGCUGGGAGUCCCACCGGAUCUCCUUGCCGCGCAGCUGGAGGUCGGAGGGGACGGAGAAAAGGAGAGGUAUCGGGUCCCGUGCUUGCCCACACCGCUGGAAUCGUCGGCUCCGGAGCCGGGGUGUUCCGCCCAGCGCACUGGCACGAGGAGCACAGGGUGCGGGGCGCUCGUCCACGCCAGAGCGUCGCCGACAUCCGGCAGGACAUGGUAUGCGCCGGGCGAAGGAUCCGGCGCCACAGUUAUUCCCCUCGGGGACGAGUACUUCACUGUUGCGCAGAAGAAAAUCCUCGGUGGAGGCCCGCGGGUCGACGUGUGUGGGUGUGUGACCAACGGCGUCGGGUGUGCGGUUUGCGGCAACACACUCGGACUGCUCAAAACUGCAUGCAACUCCCACGCGGACUGCUUUUCGGGCUUGCCGCGGGUCCACUACACGCUCCUUUCGGAUGCCGUCUCUCCGCCUCUUGCGCGGCGUCGCAAACACACCCCUUCCCAUUCACCCUCUCCGCACGUCCUUGACAUUGUCGAUGCGAUCACACGACGUAGCCGCGAGCCCUCGCCACCGCGCAUGCAGCGCCAGGCGAGGGGUUUCGGCUUCUCGCGGAUGAAUCACAGCACGGCAUCGGCUGCACACUCCCCGACCAUGCCUCCCUUGGAGGUCAUUACCGACUCGGAUGAUGAGAAUCGCUACGGUCGGCUACACACCGGGCACGGACUGGCGCCUGGCUUUGGCUACGACACAUCUGAUUACACAUCUACUCAUGGACGCGCUCGUACAACCCCGGUCGAUCGUGUACUGCAUUACAGCCCACCACUAUCUGAUGCUGCUGAAGCAGCCGGCGGCAUCUAUGCAGAUGCGUCGGCGGAUAUGCUGGUCUUCCGUCCCGCGGGCAGUGGAUACUACCCGCGGAUACCCGUAGGCAUGUCUUCGUCUUCCUCGUCGGCGUCCGCAUGGUCCACGCCCUCUUCAAUUGCCACGCCAAUAUCGAUUUCAAUCCCGGCAUCACCCAGCUCGGUCUCGCGCGCCCAUUCGACUCCGCCGGGCACGACCAUUCCCAGAUCGGAGGAGCUGCCCAUGUCAGAGCGGGAUCUCAGUGCGGCUGCGUUGCGCUAUCGACAGCCGUCGUCACAUCCUAUGCGCAGUGGGCUCAGUGCGCCGGCUGGUGCCAGCCGGAUGGUGCGGUCAGCUGAGCGGUGAUCCAUCCUGGCCCUUCAUCUUUGUGAGGACUGUUAGUCCGCAUAUAAUGCCGAUGUUCUAGUUAAUACUCAAUAAUGCGGUAUCUAUCUAAUCAUGUACUCACUCGUGUACGUACGUACUUACUAAUACUAUGGCGGAGAGGACCACGAAGUGUCCCAGAUGAAUCCCAGACCAAAAUUGACCAAUUUUUCAAUGCAGAGCCAGACUGCUAUGAUCGAUACACAGUAGGCAGCACAGAAGUCGAUCGAACUGACUACAGAGCACCAUUCCGUAGUGCCGAUGCCUUCUCCCUCUCCAGAAUGCCCCAGCUUGGGAGACCGCACUGUGCGGGCAUAUGAUCCCAGAACAUAUCCAGCAGCUCCCCAUCCACCUGCUUGAUGGCUUGUUAACACGGCGCCGGGAAUGAUCUCCUGUGCGCACUCAUGCACUUGGUGCUCCGCAUCUGACUGAGGGGGUGUUUCCGCAUGGGGAGCGAUCCAGGCACGCGGACUGUUCCCUCAUCCUCCGAGUCAAAGUCAGAACAAACAACAUCCGAACUCCCCUCUGCUUCAGCCCAAUCCAGUCUGCACCCAAUCCCUUCGACCCACUAGCCCAUCUUUCCGACAGCACACGACUCGCAGCCCCACUCGAACUCGUGGUUGAUAGGGAGUCUACGCAGCUUCGAGUUUAUCCGCCGGUUGCACAUCUGCAUCGAGCGGCACGUCAUGUGUAGCGCCGGGGACAGGCCCGCCCACUGCUAGCCAGAGCGGGAUCGUCGUCGAGCGAGUACGUGGAGACGGCGCAGAUGAUGGCUGAGAGAAGCCAGCGGGCUUGAACAGCGAGCACAGUGGAGAGCGCGUCUAGAUGACCCUGCAGGAUCUCCGCACGCUCGCUGGGGUCCGCCGGUCAAGGUAGGGCUGCCAUUUCCUCUGGAAGUGGUCCGAGAAGGUGGUGGGCUAGAUCUCCUCUAGCUUGACCAAAGCUUGUCGGAUGAGGGGCUUCGCUUGGUACUUGUGUGCCAGCCGCAGAACGCCGAGGACCGCGACCAGUUAGAGGUCUUCUGACCUGGUUUGGCCGAACGAGCUGCAGAAUGUCUUAGAUCGAGAUAUGCCUAGGCCCUAAGCUAGUUAUGAGACGACCCCGACGCACGUAUGUCGAAACAUCGCACGUAAAAAGCGCUCGGUCUCGUGGGCUGUGUCGUAUAAGGGCAGAAUCAUGAUGCCUUCCAGGUACUCUCGCUCCAUGUUUCCACUGGACGCAUCGUCUUGCAGGUUGGGCAACGACUCCAGCACGUGCGGGAACUAUAAAAGUGGCUGGCGCGUCACAUGGAGCAUUGAAAUCUCUGCGUGGAUGACGACCAGAUCGUGCAAAUCGCCUGGGGACCAGAGGUCGUCAGCGUGUUGGAAUAGCAUGGAAGAGGGGGCCAUUGUCGAGGAAGUGGUAACUGAUGAUCCUGAUACAUGCGAUUCAUUCCAUCAUCCUUCUGGGGACAAAGCAAGGUCGAGGGCCAAAGCGUUGAGGGCCAAGGCACGGAGGGAUGGGGAAGACAAAACAGGAACAACGAGUUCCCG
Mycena citricolor is the source of this 3479-nucleotide messenger RNA. The record is from the annotation of a GenBank genome assembly. Lineage: Eukaryota; Fungi; Basidiomycota; Agaricomycetes; Agaricales; Mycenaceae.